Messenger RNA from Peromyscus maniculatus bairdii (prairie deer mouse), 2914 nucleotides. It is a transcript of the gene Hhat, whose product is annotated as hedgehog acyltransferase. Gene Ontology annotation, biological process: protein palmitoylation. The record is from RefSeq and is a predicted model, not a curated record. Gene Ontology annotation, cellular component: endoplasmic reticulum. Gene Ontology annotation, molecular function: palmitoyltransferase activity. NCBI's taxonomy places the organism in Eukaryota, Metazoa, Chordata, Mammalia, Rodentia, Cricetidae.
UGCUUCAGGGCAGGCCGCACACCCCCUCACCCUAGACUCAUUACUUUGGGGACCUGGAGAAAAAUCCAGACGCCUGAGGUUCUGGCGGGAUCUGCGUGAUUUUGCUCGGGUAAAUGUUCAGAGCGCCGGCCAAUCCCGUGUCCGAGAACCCGGGCGCGGCGUCUCAGAGCCAGGCGCUCACCCCCGCGGCCUCCGACCCGCGCUGAGCUUGCUGGCGAGUCCUUCCCGGGCCGCGGCUCUGCACGGCGGGGGGUGGGGACGCCUACUUCCCCGCGAGCCCUGCUCUGCCCGCGGUGACUCAGACUCUCCACACUGCUCUGGGAACCAGUGACUCCAGCAAUGCUGCCCCGAUGGGAACUGGCUCUUUGCCUGCUUGCCUCCCUGGGCUUCCAUUUCUACUCUUUCUGUGAAGUUUACAAAGCCUCCAGGGAGCAUGAAGAUGAACUGGACCAAGAAUUUGAGCUGGAGACAGACUCUCUAUUUGGAGGAUUGAAGAAGGACCCGACUGACUUUGAGUGGAACUUCUGGCUGGAAUGGGGGAAACGGAGCCUGGUGUGGCUCUUCCUUGGCCAUUUGGCUGUGUCUCAGUUGGCCAUACUGCUCGCAAAGAAGCACAGACCCUGGAUCGUCAUGGUCUAUGGAAUGUGGGCCUGCUGGUGUGUUCUGGGGGCUCCCGGCGUGGCCAUGGUCUUUCUCCACACCACCAUCGCCUUCUGUGUGGCCCAGUUCCGGUCAAUGCUCCUAUCCUGGCUGUGUUCUCUCCUCCUGCUCUCCACCCUGAGGCUGCACAGUGUGGAGGAAGUUAAGAGGAGGUGGUACCAGACAGAAAACGAAUACUACCUGCUACAGUUCACGCUGACCGUGCGCUGCCUGUUCUACACUAGCUUCAGCCUGGAGCUCUGCCGGCAGCCUCCGCCUGCCCAGCGCGCCCCCUAUUCCUUCCCGUGGUUGCUGGCCUAUGUCUUCUAUUACCCUGUCUUCCACAACGGGCCCAUCCUCAACUUCCCGGAGUUCUUCAGACAGAUGCAGCACCCAGAGCUCAGCUCUCCGAAGCACAGCCUUUGCCUGCUAGCCAAGGGCCUGGGCCGCCUGCUCUGCUGGUGGUGGCUGGCUGAACUGAUGGUCCACCUCAUGUACAUGCAUGCCCUCUACAGCAGCAUUCCCCUCCUGGAGAGCGUUUCCUGCUGGACCUUAGGAGGACUGGCCCUGGCCCAAGUACUCUUCUUCUAUGUGAAAUACUUGGUGCUCUUUGGUGCUCCGGCUCUGCUCAUGCGCCUGGAUGGACUCACACCACCACCCCUUCCCCGCUGCGUGAGCACCAUGUUCAGCUUUACUGGGAUGUGGAGGUAUUUUGAUGUUGGACUACACAGUUUCUUAAUCAGGUAUGUGUACAUUCCACUGGGUGGGUCCCAGCAUGGCCUUCUGGGGACACUGCUUUCUACUGCGAUGACGUUUGCAUUUGUGAGCUACUGGCAUGGCAGCUAUGAAGACCUCUGGUGCUGGGCAGCACUCAACUGGCUGGGAGUCACUGUGGAGAGUGGAGCCCAGAGGCUGUUAAAGAUGCCCUGCAUCCGGGAGACCUUGACCCGGUACCUCUCCCCGCGAGCUCGCCGUCGGCUGCAUGCUCUGCUGGCCUCCUGCUCCACCUCUAUGCUGAUCCUGUUCAACCUGGUGUUUCUCGGGGGGAUUCACGUUGGAAAAAUCUACUGGUACAGGAUCUUCCUGCAAGGCUGGCCGUGGGUGACCCUAUCUGUCCUGGGAUUCCUGUACUGCUAUUCACAUGUGGGUAUCACCUGGGCUCAGACAUAUACAGUUCUCUAAAGCUGCUGGUCCAAGUCAGCCUUGCGGUCAGUCUUCAAGAGACAUGGCAUUUCACUCGGACCUCUCACUCUGAGACCAUCCCUGAAGGACCACCUUCCAACUCCAGGACAAACCCUGAAGAAACAUUUUCCACUCCAGGACCAUCCCUGAGGGACCACCUUCCACUCCAGGACAAUCCCUGAGGGACCACCUUCCACUCCAGGACAAUCCCUGAAGAAACAUUUUCCACUCAAGGACCAUCCCUGAGGGACCACCUUCUAUUCUGAGACCAUCCCCGAGGGACCACCUUCCACUCCAGGACCAUCCCUGAGGGACCACCUUCCACUCCAGGACCAUCCCUGAGGGACCACCUUCCACUCAUCUUCUGCUGAAGAUGCUUCAUUCUGAGUCUGACAGCUUUAUCUAUCACAGAAAAUGUACAACCUAAAAAAUCUUCUAAUUUUGGAGCCGCAAAGAUUUUCUCCCUACCCCCAUGAGCUUCCUGGUACAUAAGCUAGAGUCAGGAGCAGUCUUGGGUCUUUCCCAACUAUACAUGUUGACAUUUGUUCUAGAACCUACUGUUGACCUGUUGAGUUCUUUCUUCUUGACCAAAGAUUCAAAGUGGUGGACAUUCAUUGUUUGGGCAUGGAAACCCUAGUCAGGGAUAGGCUUGCCUCUCAGAGACAUUCUGUGAUGUUUGGUGACCUCUUUCCAUGUUCUUCACUGGAUUGGCCUGCACAUGGAUGGUCCUUAGCAGGGAGGGAGCAAAGCCAUAGUCCUGUUCCAAGUGGCCUGGCUAGAGUGGAUGAUGUACAGGUGGAGCAUCCAAGGAGUCCUGCAGUUUGAACUUUACUGGGGCUUCCCCAUGCAGCUGCUGUUCUCUGAGGUCUGUAGCCAUGCAGGAGCAUGGUCAUUCCUGCCACAGCAGUUCUGUACAGCACGGGAUUGUAGCAAGCCAGAGAAUGGGUGUGUCCACACACAGGUGCUAUUGGGCAAGUCCUGUGGGAAAGGUGGUGGCCCAAGGUCCCAUAUGCUACGUGUGUUUUGUGUAGUGGUUUCAUUGCCUUAUUCUCACCCAAAUAAAGCAGAGCCCUUUUGUUACAUAGAUAAUUCA